CGGACCGGGCCUCAGAGUGAUCAGUUCAGGCUCUCUGCAGACUCAGGCAGAUGUUGGGUCAUGUUCUCCAGAUUUUCUGCGCACCUAUGACAGCUAGAAAUAUGUAUUUUCCCUUGGUGAAAACUGAAGUCCUGCUGCUAACUGUGCAUUCUGGGCACUUAGUACAUGUCUCUUCCUGUCUCUGGUUUCAUCUUAUUCUGUGCUUAGCCUUUCGCAGUUCAGAAGUGAUUAAAUGAAAACCUUUAACAUGGAAAACUCAUUGAGACCACCAGCUGCUUUCUAGGGCCAGAUAUUGCCCUGCGGCAGGUGUGGAGCAUUCUGUGGCAUGUGGAAGUGGAAUCAGCUGGGAAUAAAGCAUCAUCUUGUGAUUGUAAAUCGUGCCAAACCAACUAUCGGGCUGGGGGGUGUUGAGUGACGGUGCCAUGAUUAGGUCCUCUCUUAAUUAAGCUCUUGGCUCAGGGGCCCUCUGGAAGUGGGGUCCUGACAGUGGAUGGCACCAGAAAGAGAAGGAGAAACCUAACAGUGUGUUUGAAUUCAGCAGCUCGUUCCACCUGACUGGGAUCAUGCCUGGCCCGGCAGCAGGGUUCCCUGACCCGGCCGGGAUCUCCCGGCUGGAGCAAGGGGAAGAGCCCAGGGUCCCGGAUCUCCAGGGCUCCAAGGAAGGGGAGAUCCCGAGAGGUGCCCGCGGAGCAUGUGCCAGGACGGAGGAGAAUCUGCAGUGGGAAGGGCCUGCAGCAACGGAGUCUUACGGCAGCCCCAAGCAAGGGGAGGGCCGGCCCGACUGGGAGACAGUGUGCGAGAGCCCCCUGCAGGAGAUCCUGGUGCACCAGCGCACCCACAUGGGUGAGAAGCCCUACAAAUGCCCCGAGUGUGGGAAGAGCUUCCACCAGAGCUCCCACCUCAUCCGGCACCAGCGCAUCCACACCGGGGAGCGUCCCUACAAAUGCGGCGAGUGUGGCAAGGCCUUCAGCCAGAGCUCACUGCUGACUCGGCACCAGCGCACCCACACCGGGGAGAGACCCUACAAAUGCCCCGACUGCGGGAAGAGCUUCAGCCGUGGCUCCAACCUCAGCCAGCACCAGCGCAUCCACACCGGGGAGCGCCCCUACAAAUGCACUGAGUGUGGGAAGAGCUUCACGCUCAGCUCCCACCUGAUCCGCCAUCAGCGCACGCACACGGGCGAGCGGCCCUACAAAUGCGGCGAGUGUGGCAAGGCCUUCACCGAGAGCUCCCACCUGCGCCAGCACCGCCGCACCCACCGCUGCGAGCCGCCCUACAAGUGCCCCGACUGCGGGCGCGCCUUCGCCCUGAGCCUGGACUUUGUGCAGCAUGUGCGUGAGCACACGGAACGCCGCCCCUACCGCUGUGGGGCAUGCGGACGUUGCUUCCCCCUCAGCUCGGCCCUCUCGCAGCACCGCAAGAGCCACCAUCGUCCCACGGCCGCCCCCAAGGCCCACCCAUGCGGGGUGUGCGGGAAGGUGUUUGGGAAGAGUUCGCACCUGGUGACCCACCGGCGGGUGCAUACGGGCGAGAAGCCCUUCGCCUGUGCGGAGUGCGGGCGCGGCUUCAGUCAGAGCGCCGACCUGGCGAAGCACCGGCGCACCCACACCGGCGAGCGGCCCUACCGCUGCCCCGAGUGUGGCAAGAGCUUCAGCGUCUCCUCUACCCUGGUCAAGCACCAGCGCAGCCACAAGGGUGAGCGGCCCUACCCCUGCCCUGAAUGUGGCAAGUGCUUCAGCCAGAGCUCCAACCUCAUGCAGCACCAGCGUAGCCACCGCGGGCACCGGCCCUACCACUGCACUGAGUGCGGCAAGGCCUUUGCCCAGAGCUCAGCCCUCCUGCAGCACCACCGCACCCACACCGGUGAGAAGCCCUUUGCCUGCCUUCAGUGUGGCAAAGCCUUCAGCCUCAGCUCCAACCUGCGGCAGCACCGGCGCACGCACCGCCGGCCCUACCAGUGCCCCGAGUGCGGGAAGAGUUUUGCGCGCAGCACCCUCCUGAUCCGGCACCAGCGGAUCCACACGGGCGAAAAGCCCUACAAGUGUGGGGAGUGCGGGAAGAGCUUCUACCAGAGCUCCAACCUGGCACAGCACUGGCGCACCCACACCGAGGAGAAACCCUACAGAUGCCCUGACUGUGGGCGGGGCUUCCGCCACAAUGCCCACCUAGCGCAGCACCGGCGCACCCACACUGGCGAGCGCCCCUUCCCCUGCGCCCAGUGCGGCAAGGCCUUCAGCCAGCGCUCCAACCUGCUGCAGCACCGGCGCACCCACACCGGCGAGCGCCCCUUUGUCUGCACCCACUGCGGGAAGGGCUUCAGCGACAGCUCCAAUCUGCUGCAGCACCUGCGCACCCACACGCCGGAGAGACCCUAUCAGUGCCCCGAGUGUGGGCGCAGCUUCCGCCACGGCAAGCACCUGACCCAGCACCGCUCCCUGCACACAGGCCAGAAAUCCCACUGCUGUCCUGACUGCGGGAAGGGCUUCAACUGGAGCUCCCACCUCGCCCAGCACCGGCGCAUCCACAGCGGGGAGCGACCCUACCAGUGCCCCCAGUGCGGGAAGGCAUUCACCCAGAAAUCGAACCUGCUGCAGCACCAGGCCCUCCAUCGCCCUGCCCAGGAUCUGGCUGAGCAGCUGCAGAUGAGCCCUGUGGCUUAGGGACAGCUGGGGUCAGAGGUCAUGCCAGAGAGGAGAGAGACCCGCUUCUCAACAUGGGAUGCCUGGAGUUAAAGGUCUGACAAUGGCUGACACCCAGGACUUCCCCACAGCAUGGACACGCCAACUAGACCCCACUCGGACGUGCUGCCAGGGGAUGGAGAGUGAAUUAAACAGGCUUCCAGAGGAGAGUUAUUUGCUGGAGUCAGGAGCUGCGGACUUUAUUAAUAAAGAGUGUAAAUUAA
Molecule: messenger RNA, 2902 nt
Organism: Chelonoidis abingdonii (Abingdon island giant tortoise)
Lineage: Eukaryota; Metazoa; Chordata; Testudines; Testudinidae
Source: RefSeq, a predicted model, not a curated record